Messenger RNA from Linum trigynum, 1956 nucleotides. The record is from the annotation of a GenBank genome assembly. Lineage: Eukaryota; Viridiplantae; Streptophyta; Magnoliopsida; Malpighiales; Linaceae.
ACCAAAACAAAAACUAAAGAGUGUUAGCAAAUCAGAAAGAGCCUAUUUCCUUUUCAGUGUGUCUGCAGUUCUACAUUUCCAACAAUCUUCCUUUCAGCCAUGGCCCCAAAAAUGAUGAUCAAGCCACAACCAGCAGCUUACUCCACUUGCCUUCUUCUCCUCUCCAUCAUCAUUCUCUCCCACCAUAUUCACUCCAUUGAAGCAGCCAGGGGAUUCAAACUUACCCAAAAUACCCUUGACAACAGCAGCAACACCAGUACUAAAGGCUCGGCCACCGUUGAGGUGGAAGAUGCUGUCGUCACCGGUCCACCACCGCCGGUGGUGGCUACCGGCGAGCCCCAGCAGCAGCAGCCUCCGUCGGCAGCUGCCCCGGGGCGCGGCACCGACGAUUUCAGGCCCACCACGCCGGGACACAGCCCCGGCGUUGGACAUUCUACGCAUAACUAAGCUGGCGUCCAUUGAAGUCGCGUUGGGGAAUGUGUGUACUUCUAUGAAGGUGGUUUAUUAUUCGUUAGGGUUUAUAUUGUCAUGAAAUUUAAUGUGUUUUAGGGGUUAGGAUUAGUUCAGGAAAUUUAAAUAUUUGUUGUUCAGUUCAAAGUUAAAUAAAAAAGAUUUGUAUGGGAAUACCGUAAAUGGGGAGUUCUGUACAUUGUAAAUUGCUUCAAUCCAGUAAUUUAAGAUUUCUUUUUUUUUUUUUUGCCCCCCUCUGAUUUCAAGUAGUUUGAAAAAACAUUUGAUUGUUCAUCGACAUCGUGGCAAUAGAGUGAUUUAGAACUAUAGUAGUGGUGUGUUUGAGUCUUGUUGACUCUUUAUGGAAAUUUUUUUUAAUACUUCUUUUAAUAUAGUAGUUGUAAUGGGAAAAAGAUAAGUUACAAAACUCUAAUCCUAUAAAACCUCUACAAAAUUUAAUCAUUCACCUUCCAUCGUAUUUUCCUCAUUUAAUAACUCAGAUUAAUUCAUAACAAAGGAGAAAUUAAGAGGGGCAGUUGGUAAUUUCAUCACAUCCAGUAUAUUUUUUUUUUUGUCCAGACACUCUGACACAAAUCCAGAAGAAAGAAGACACUUUUCUUAAUCUCAUAUUAUCUACACAAUGAUAUCCACUUUGUUAUAUUUUGAACAAAGAAAAAAAAUUAACUCUUUAAACCACGCGUCAAUAGUAAUGUUAUCACUUUCAUAUCUAUUACAUUAUCAUGAUAUGACAGCUGUAUGAUGAGCCAGCUCCUUCAUUUUAUGUCAUAAUAUAGUCAUAAUAUAAUAAAAACUGUAUAGAAAGAACGCAAUGCUGAAGAUCUAUACAACGAUAUUCAUUUUGGUAUGUUUUGUCAAACAUAAAAUCUCCUACCAACAUCAUAUCAAUGUCAUACCCACAUCAUAUCAGUGUCAUAUCAUGAUAUUAUCGCGAUCACAUAGUGAUAAAUUUACUCUUCAAACCAUGUGUCAGGACUAGUAUUAUCACUGUCAUAUCUAUCAUAAUAUCAUGAUAUGACACUAAUAUGAUGUCAUCAAAUUAUUUUGACAAGUAUUAGACCUCAUACCAACACCAUAUCACCAUUAUUAUACCAAUAUCAUAUCAACAUAUACCACUACCAUAUCAAUAUCAUGUCACAAUGAUAUCAUAUCAUCAUAGUUAAUGAUAAUAUCGUGAUAUGAUUGUGGUAAGAUGACAUAAAAAAAAUUAUACGUGAUAACUGAUAACUCUUUUUUUAAUAAUACUGAAAGAACUCGUUAAUUAUAACUUACCUAAUGACAUCCAUUUGUUAUGUUUUGAGCAAGGUUUAAGAAGUUGCUAGGCAAGGUUGGCACACUUAAGCAGCGCCUAAGCGGUGCCUACACGUUUUAAGAGAAAAAUUAUAUUGCAAUUGUUAGUAGAAAUAACACUUUAUAUAACUUUUUACUCUAGUCCAAUUUCAAACUAUUAAGAAUUUAACUAACCCUCAAUAAAACUUAUUAUGAUUU